Molecule: messenger RNA, 699 nt
Organism: Miscanthus lutarioriparius
Lineage: Eukaryota; Viridiplantae; Streptophyta; Magnoliopsida; Poales; Poaceae
Source: the annotation of a GenBank genome assembly
AUGUCGUCGCCCAGCAGGAGCAGGAGCAGCUCCCAACACGACGGCGUACCUCGUUAUUUCGUUAAAAACCGUUGGGACGGUGUUCCGCGACCGCAAAGUAAAAAACUUUGGCCUACUGACUUUUCCGGCGGUCUUGACAUAAGGUUGGAGAGUUGGAAUGACCCCACUCCUAGGGAAUCAGAAUUUACUGUCCAUGAUCUUCAUGACGCUUGUGUUGAGGCUCUCAGUCAUGACUACAGCUACUUCCCUUUUUCUUCGAUUAAGCCUAGUGAGGAGGAAAGAAAAGAACAUGAUCGUAAGAGCUCGGUGAUAGCAUUGGAAGUCUAUACCAAGCAAAAUAACAUGCAGCCUACCGAUCUUGAAUUCGUGGAAGUGAAACAUAGAAACAUUAUUGGUGAAUUUUGUAAAGGAUAUUUGCAUCUCAACUUUUUAGUGAAAGGGCUCGAUGGUAAACAUACAAUGUUUUUUGCUGAAGUGCAUCAUAAUCUCAGAGACGAGAAAGAUGUGUAUCUCUGCAAGCCUUUGGGGGAGGAUGACUGCAAUCCAUCAAAAAAGAAUGACCAAGCUCGCUGCAAAGGGUGUCAAUUUCGGGCAAAAGAUCUUAUACAUCCUAAUUGCGGUAGCUUCAUUGCUGGGCACAACACUAUUCUUUAUCCAGAGGAUAGUGACGAAGAAGAGCGUGAUUGGGAUUUCAUUUAG